GGGUAAACCUGAUCGGACAAACCGGUGCGGUUCUAUUGUUCCCAGUGAAAAUCUUUUAUCGAGCUAUUAUCAGGCUGUUCCACACAAAGCUGGACAUCUACAUAUAUACGACAUGGAGAUUGCUGUGAUGAGUCUUCAUGGCGUUUUUGAACAUCUUCGGGCACAAGCUGAAGUGCUCAGUGAGAGCAUUGAGCCCCAAUUCAUUCAGAUGGCCCUGAACUUUGAAGACUCCCGUCGAAGAUGGUUGCGACUCGAGCAGGAACUGAUCAGUUGUAAAGAGGUGGUCACCAAGGCUGAGACGGAGAAAGGUGCGCUGGAGGUCAAGCUCAAACACGCUCGCAACCAAGUGGAUGUGGAGAUCCGUCGGAGACAGAAAGCUGAGGCUGACUGUGCCAAACUGGAUCGUCAGAUCCAGCUUAUUCGAGAGCUGUUGGUGUCAGAAGGUUCUAGUAACAGCAUCCAGUUAAAUGAGGAACAGCGCUCAGCUCUGGCAUUUUUGAAUGCCCGUUCCCAGAAUCCCCCAAACCUCAACACUAGCAGACGAUUGACCACCAUUGAUGAAUCCGCCUCCAUUCUGUCAGACAUCAGUUAUGAUAAAACCGAUGAUUCUUUGGACUGGGACUCAUCUGCAAUUAGAACCAUUCGUCUCAAAAAGCGACAAAAGAGACGUUCCUCCCGGAAUCUCACAGAUGGGCCCCCUGCCAUUGCCAAGAGGUCCCGUUCCACCGGCCGGCCCUCUGAGAAAGGUAAUGAGUCUCUUGUGGCCAAGACCACUGUGACGGUGCCCUCAGAUGGAGGUCCCAUUGAGGCCGUCACCACUGUGGAAGCGGUUCCCUACUGGACCAGGAGCAGACGAAAGACCGCUGCUAUGGAGUGGGACACUGCUGACACCGAUUCUGUUCAGUCUAUGGAUGUGUUCAAGCAGCCCAGUCAGCCCCGUGGACAGCUCAAAGCCGAACCCAGCACUCCCCAGGGCAAUGGAGGCAUCCGUCUACAUGAGUUUGUCUCCAAAACGGUGAUCAAGCCAGAGUCUUGUGUGCCAUGUGGCAAGAGAAUCAAAUUCGGGAAGAUCUCUCUGAAGUGCAGGGACUGUCGUGUGGUCGCCCACCCCGAGUGUCGGGAACGCUGCCCCUUGCCCUGCAUUCCAACUAUGGCUGGGACACCAGUCAAAAGUGAAGAGGGCACCCUGGCAAACUUCGUGUCCAACACAUCUCCCAUGAUUCCCUCACUAGUGGUGCACUGCGUGAAUGAGAUCGAGCAGAGAGGCCUGCGUGAGACCGGUCUGUACAGAGUGUCCGGCUCCGAUCGAGUGGUCAAGGAACUUAAAGAGAAGUUCCUGCGUGGGAAGACCGUUCCUCUGCUCAGCAAGGUGGAAGACAUACACGCCAUCACAGGGCUCCUCAAGGACUUCUUGCGGAACCUCAAAGAGCCCCUGCUGACCUUCCGCCUCAACCGUGCCUUCAUGGAUGCUGCUGAGGUGCCCGAUGAUGGCAAUAGCGUUGCGUUGAUGUAUCAGCGCAUCAGCGAUUUGCCACAGCCUAACCGAGACACUCUGGCUUUCCUCAUCAUCCACCUGCAAAGAGUGGCCCAGAGCCACGACACAAAGAUGGACGGCUACAAUUUGGCUCGUGUGUUUGGGCCCACAAUUGUGGGUCAUGCCGUGCCAGACCCAGAUCCCAUGACCAUCUUGCAGGACACAAAACGGCAGCCAAAAGUGGUUGAGCGUCUCCUGGGUCUGCCUGUGGAAUACUGGAGUCAGUUCAUGAUCAGUGAGAACGAGCGAGGUCACAAUGACCACAUGGUCUUUGAGAACGCCAACGUCCAUGCCACACCUGACCACAAAACGAGUAUGUUUGGGCCCCUUACGACCCCUGACCAGCAGAUGAGCAAGACUCCAUCAACUAGCUCGCUCUCCCAGCGCAUGAAGAACGCAACUCUCAACGCAAUCACUCCCAAAUUCGGCAGCAGAAGCAAAGCUGCCGCCAGCGUUCCUCGCCAGGGGAACUUCUUUGCCUCGCCCCUGCUGAAGUAGCACUGGAGCGCAUUAGCUCUCAAGUUUUCUUUUCAUUGGG
This is a messenger RNA of Triplophysa rosa, 2072 nucleotides long. RefSeq names its product Rac GTPase activating protein 1 (gene racgap1). Gene Ontology annotation, biological process: signal transduction. The transcript is spliced from 17 exons. Lineage: Eukaryota; Metazoa; Chordata; Actinopteri; Cypriniformes; Nemacheilidae. Bases 113 to 2032 code for a protein of 639 amino acids. The record is from RefSeq and is a predicted model, not a curated record.